CAGUUCCUGCACACAGCUCAGCUCACUCCCUGACUCCUCCCCUCCAGUACUUGCUGGCCCGGACGAUGCCAUAGUCUGGUGCUGGCCUGGGCGUAUUACAUGUAUAUGGGUGUGACGUGAGGGGAGCUCUGUAGUGUACUGUACGCACACUGUAACACCCUGACCCCGGACACUGGAACAACACAGCACAGGGAGCCGGUGUGUUAGGUGUUUCCUGGCUGGUGCACUAUUAUACAUCACACGCAAGGGAUACAGCACGCACCGUUAUUACAGCAUAUAUGUAGGGGCACUAGUGGCGGUCGUGAUUAUCAAUUUGAAGAAACCUUUACAGCCAAUUCAAAUGGAUUACAAGCAAGUGGCAUCAGAAAUGUUCUCACUAUGUUCACAGCUUGAUGUUCUCAUCAGAGGGGAAGUACAGCAUUUACAGGAACAUGUUGCAGAUAAUACAUGCCUUGGAGAGUCUGACAUAUUUCAAGCAUUAGGUUCACAACUCGUUGACAGAAUGAAAGACUGUUUAAUCCACUUACCGGAGCCAACACCAUGCCUAGAGGACUAUCUUGACACUUCAGGGUUAUCAGUCCUUUUCCCAAGGGUUGAGAUAUACAUAAUACAUGAGAGACCUGUUGAUAUUUUGGAGCGUCCUCCAAUGGAUGAUUACUACACUCAUAUUGGGAAACUUAAUCAGCUCCUGGUUUUGAGUCAACAACUGGAGGAUGAUGUGAAGCACUUAGGAAGCCAUAAAUAUGUAGCUCAUCAGUUGUCAGUACUCUAUAAAGUUCUCAGUUAUUUUAGUGGAAGUCUUUAUCUAGACGUUCUAAAGAGAGACAUUGAAGCAAAUUUUAAGUCUGUGAAAUCUGCACUAACUACAUCCGAGGGAUCAAGACAGGAACCUCUUUUACCGGCAUAUCUUCUAACAUGGUUGUUAGGUCUCACACAGACAAUUAUUACAACAGUCUCCUUGCUCCCUGAAGAACUCAUUGGUGAAAUGUCCAUUCUUGCUUUCUCUUUGUAGUUGUAAUUUCCACAAGUAAUUAUUCAAUUUAGUUUAAUACAGUGUCCGGCACACUGGGACACUCCAGCAUGCUGAGAGUACUAGCUCAACAGUAGCUGAAGAGAGACAUAUUGUCACGCUGCCUCCCUCAGGUGUAAUAUCAUCUAAUGUUGCCAUAAUAUUACAUGUUGCCCUCAUCCUACAAUGUAUGCUGAAAUUAAAUGAUUGCAGUAUGGGUAAACAUGCUUAUGGGCUUGUUAGGUAUUACAUCACAAUCACAUAGAAAUGCUGCCAUUUAACUAUGAAUGGGAAAGGGGGCACAUUUCAGAAAAUAGUAGUAUGCAGUGUGUAUUAGUUUGCGGAAGCAAAGUAAAAAAUUAUUAUUAUUAUUAUUAUUAUGUACUUAUUUUUAGACAGAAUGUUUUUAAAUGCAUACAUAUGUCAAUAUUAUUAUCUCUUCAAGAUGGGUACACACUAGGCGAUGUGAUCGGUGAGUGACAUCAACUAGUGUUUCCCCUCCUGACGGCAGGCAUACACACUGCACGAUAUCACUAGCAAUAUCGCACAGUGACGUCAUACCGCGGCCAGCCGGAGUAUGCAGCUUUGGACGAUGAGUCCAAAUUGAGCUGCAUGCGCGUCUGAGACUGAGGCUGCGCAUCACUCGUCGUUGACUGCAUACACACUGGGUGAUAUGGUAAACUAUAUCGCUCAGAAGGUGGAAACUGAGCAAUAUAGUUUACUAUAUCACUUAACGAUAAAAUGAGCGACGUCGCUCAUUUUCCCCCUCCUUGAGCGUCGUCUCUCAUUUUAUCGUCAAGUGUGUAUGCCGCCAGCGACGACCGAUGCGCGGCCCCGCAGGUCGGCAAUGAUCAUCGCUGUCGGUAGGGCAUGCAUGAAGGAUGUGGACUGUCGUCCAUGACCUUCAUGCAGGGCUAGCGGGGGCGUGACGUCACUGAGCGAUAUGAGCGGUCAUAUCGCUCAGUGUGUAUAGUCGGCCGCCGGCCGGCCGGCCCGGGAGGGGGAAACAUUAGACGAUGUCGCUCGCAGAGCGACAUCGUCUAAUGUGUAUGGGCCUUAAGUGUGCAGGCACUCUUAGGUUUAGAAGUAUUUUAAAACUACUGUGAAGAAACUGCAUUUUGGCUGCCUCAAAUGCAAACACAUGCUUUCUCUAUAUCCUGGACACUACUUGCUGGGCUCCCUGCAUGGACAUUGCAAAGAAAUAACACUUGCUUCACUCUGAUUGUUUUUAAGUUUUCCCCUAAGACUCCUGCACUCCUUCCUCAGCACUUUCCCAAGCUGGACUUCUAUGAUCUGACUGAGUAUCUGCCCACCACUCUACCUGCUGCUGCUGUAGGCCAGGACUCUGUUUCCUGCACUCUGCUGACCACUGGAUGACUCCCUCGUCCUUCUCCCCACACCCUGCUGACCACCAGACUAAGGGGGGCAUGUACUAAGCAGUGAUAAAAGUGGAGAAGUGAGCCAGUGGAGAAGUGGCCCAUGGCUACCAAUCAGCUGCUCUGUAUAUGUUUAUAGUAUGCAAAUUAUAAAUGUUACGUCAAUGCUGAUUGGUUGCCAUGGGCAACUUCUAAUCCACCCUCCCUUUACCACUAUUUCCAAGACACUGGGGGAUAUACCCCAAAUCCAGUACAAACCCAGGUAAAUCUGGACUGUAGAGCACCUGUACCCUAACCCUCCCCCGAAUGCCCUAACCAAACCCACACCCUAAUACGUUAAUCUUAAUACUCUAACACUAAUACCCUAACCCAACUCUAAGUCUUCUCCUAACCAUAACCCCUAAACCUAUGCCCUAACUCUACUACCUGUUAGGUUCCUGGUGCUCAGAACAAGGGAGAUGUUAUGAAGCGAGUCCAGAGCACCAGGACGGAAUGCUGGGAAAGGGGAAUGGAAAGGGAAUAGCCCCUGGCGCCCUAUCUCCGUUGUCUCACCCGUGCUGUCAGUACACUCUUGCGAGACUAUGGUUGCUUGAGCCCAUGGCAGCCGCGUUUGAAGGGCGGAUUACGUCUGCCCAACUUCGAUGCCCCCUCAGGUCUUAAUGAGAGACAAAGAGUGAACCGAGACAGGGUGAUAACAAGGGGCCCUCUGACUAAACAACAAGGCCAGGGGCUACUAACAAACCUAAAACCAAAGUAUGUGCGGCUUGCCGCCAAAGGAAAAGAACAACAAAGGAAAUGCUGACCACACACCGACAAUACUCUUGUGUACCGGCGGUGACAGCAUAAGCAGAACCCUCUGCAAAACACCAGUGACAGAAAUAAUAAGGGAAUACAGCUGUCUACGCCAACGGACGCGGCCGUGCCACUACUCACGGAACCGGUACGAAUACUGGCAAACGGACAGGAACUCCCAAUGCUGCUGACACAGACUCUCAGAACUGGAGGACAGGCAGAAUCCCAAACGACAGACCGGUGGACACCAAGAAGCCAGAAACUUGCACAGGCAAAGGUACUGGACCUCAGGACAGGAACGCCUCACGGCAGGACACGGGAUCAGACAUAGGAAUCGACACAGGGACUGACACAGGAAGCUCAGGAACUAGCAGGAACCAAGCUCAGAACUCAAGCGGACUGAAAACCCAGGAAUAUCACCAGCAUCUGUGAAUUGCAAACAGCCAGCAUAUAACAGAGAGGCCUAAUUAAUAAUCCCAUGCAGCUGCCUUGUUGCAAGAUUCCAAACUGACCAGAUGCAAUUAGCAGCCAGGUGAGGCUGAACACAAGGGAACAAGCUGCAAUUACACAGACUCACCAGCGGCAGCAGACAAGAGUAUUCUAAAACAGAGCAACAGGAAAUCCUGGCAUGCAAGACAACUUUAUAAACAUAAAAUAGGAAUGAACCACUACCUGUGGUUCAUAACAGUAUCCCCUCCUUAAGGGUGAGCUCCGAGCACCCCAUGACACCCACGGGGAACAUAAACAGAAGUAUAACAUGAAAUACAGAACAAAACUGCAAAACAGGAAUGAGCCACAGCCGUGGCUCAUAACAUUACCCCCCCCCUUGAGGAGGGGUCAAAAGACCCCAAAAUUCAGAGUAUCCAGAACAAGGGAUACAAAAAAAAAACCUGACACACUGGUCUAACAGACAAGAAAACAAAAACAAGCUGUAGCAACAACUUGUAACAGUGCCCUCCCCUUGAUGGUGGCCACUGGACACAAGACAAGGGGAAAAAACAACUUUUUUUUAUCAAGGCAAGAGUCAAAAAUUAUUUCUUUUUCUUCUUCUUCUUUUUACAAAGCUCUUUAGGUCUGACCAAGGUAAUUCCCCACACAUUGUCUGAACUGAUGGUACCACCCAGCAAGGCUGCGUUCAAAUCAGAGACAGGUCUCUUACCCUUGGGAGCUGAACUUUCUGUUAAAGUACUAUUAUUAGAAGAAGAAGUCAGAAAAGCACAUCCUGCAGUCAAAACAACGGGCUGAGACUCUUGUGCUGAGUUUACAGUAUUUGGUGGACUCUCAGUAUAUAAGACGGGUGACCUAGAGGAACCUGAACCAAUUUCUUUGGAACCAUAUCUUUUAAUAAUUGCAUCACUGAAUGCUAGGGGAUCCUGAAGAAUGGGAUCUUCAGCUUUCAUUAGGCUGGUCGCCCACUCAAAAGGCUCUCCUCUAAAAGAAUAAAUCAGAUAAAGCACAAUGUUCUCUGAAGUGAUGCCCAGAAAUGGUCUAGACAACAUAAUAAUGUAAUAGUGUUUGUAAAGUGUCAAAAAUUGGGCUAAGUCCCCAUCAAAGAUUAUGGAUGUUGAGAUAUCAGAGUCAGGAUCUGUUUCCUUCUCAUCUGACUGACUGGAGUGCUUUGCUAGGACCUGGUCACUAUUGACCUUACUCGAGGCUGAGACUCUCUGAACCCCACCCGGGGCAGUGACUUUCUGAACCCCACCCGGGGCAGUGACUUUCUGAACCCCACCCGGGGCAGUGACUUUCUGAACCCCACCCGGGGCAGAGACUUUCUGAACCCCACCCGGGGCAGAGACUUCCUGAACCCCACCCGGGGCAGAGACUUCCUGAACCCCACCCGGGGCAGUGGCCUCCGGGAACCCCGCUGGGGCAGUGGCCUCCGGGAACCCCGCUGGGGCAGUGGCCUCCGGGAACCCCGCUGGGGCAGUGGCCUCCGGGAACCCCGCUGGGGCAGUGGCCUCCGGGAACCCCGCUGGGGCCAGCACCUCGGAUUCUUUUACUGGGACCGGGCCGUUGGCCUCCCUGACUGGGAUCGGGCCAUCGGCCUCCCUCUCUGAGUCGAUAAUUAUCGAAAGUUCUCCCGGGACUAUGACUUCCAGGACUUUUGCUGAAGCAAUAACGUUCAGAUCCUCCACUAAUGCUAUGCUUCUUAAGUUCUUUCCUGGGGAAGCGACUUCUAGACCCUUCUUUGGGGCUGCGUCUCUCGAGACCCCACUUGGGGAUAUUACUUCAAAGAUCCCUUCUGGGGUUUUGCUUCUCGAGUUCCCUUCAAGAACUAUGGUUUUAGAGACCCUUUCUUGGGUUGCGCUUUUCAAGUCCCUACCUGGGGUGACAGCUUCUGAGACCCCUUCCGGUAUGGACACCUGAACUAUAAUAUUUGAUGUCCCUCUAUAAGCUAGGGCAUCGGGUACCGCUCCAGCACUCUGGGCAUCGGGUACCGCUCCAGCACUCUGGGCAUCGGGUACCGCUCCAGCACUCUGGGCAUCGGGUACCGCUCCAGCACUCUGGGCAUCGAUUACCGCUCCAGCACUCUGGGCAUCGGGUACCGAUCCAGCACUCUGGGCAUCGGGUACCGCACCAAGAACCUGAGCAUCGGGCACCGCACCAAGAACCUGAGCAUCGGGCACCACUCCAGGACCCUGGGCUACGGGCACCAAUCCAGGACCCUGGGCUACGGGCACCACUCCAGGACCCUGGGCUACGGGCACCACUCCAGGACCCUGGGCAUCGGGCACCACUCCAGGACCCUGGGCAUCGGGCACCACUCCAGGACCCUGGGCAUCGGGCACCACUCCAGGGGCUUGCAACUCCGCUUCCACAGGAACCUCAAGAGAGGAGAAAAACAUUCUUUUUUGAUUCCUGAAUCUAUAAUGGGGCUCCCUUGCCCAAGGACCCCAAUUAUAGGACAGAGAGCUUUUUAGUGUGGGUUGUGUGACAAGUACCUCUUCCACAGUAGAGACAGGAGUAGGUCUUGUAUCCUGACUCAACUUGGCCAGAGGGCAAGACUCGUCACCACACUUUGGCUUGCGCAACUCACAGGUCUGCAGAUAGUGGCCUAAACCCCCACAAUAUAGGCACAAGUUUAAGUUUCUGCGACGCAGACGCUCCUCUUCUGAGAGCCUGGGCCGCAGAAAACUUUUAAAUCUUUUCUCUUCAAUUAAACCAGAGGAUUCUCUUGUCACCAUACUGUGAACAAGAGUCUCUUUAGAGAUAGAUGUACUCUCAACGACUUCUGGCAAGAUGAGCAAGAUUUUAGUCAGUAGGUUUUGCAGUUGCUUUAGGGAUUGCUGCAAAACUUCUAGUCGCUCUGGUCUCAAAGCACUGAAUACAGAGUUCAGGGCUGCGAGAGAUGCCUGCAGGGCUUGCAUAGUAGACAUAGGAGGAUUUAAAACUAGACAAGACAAGACAAGACAAGACAAGGCAAGACAAGGCAAGACUAAAUUUUGCUAAACAAAGCAAGACUUUUUUUUUUUUUAAACACCGGACUGGAUUCUAAACACCGGACUGGAUUCUAAACACCGGACUGGAUUCUAAACACCGGAUUCUAGACAAGUCUGGAUUCUAACACUGGACUGGAUUCUAAACACCGAAUUCUAGACAGGACUGGAUUCUAGACUAGACACUGGACUGGGCCAAAAAAGAAAAAAGUUUUAUUUCUUUUUUGUGGUAUGGCUGGUGAUAAUGUUAGGUUCCUGGUGCUCAGAACAAGGGAGAUGUUAUGAAGCGAGUCCAGAGCACCAGGACGGAAUGCUGGGAAAGGGGAAUGGAAAGGGAAUAGCCCCUGGCGCCCUAUCUCCGUUGUCUCACCUGUGCUGUCCGUACACUCUUGCGAGACUAUGGUUGCUUGAGCCCAAGGCAGCCGCGUUUGAAGGGCGGAUUACGUCUGCCCAACUUCGAUGCCCCCUCAGGUCUUAAUGAGAGACAAAGAGUGAACCGAGACAGGGUGAUAACAAGGGGCCCUCUGACUAAACAACAAGGCCAGGGGCUACUAACAAACCUAAAACCAAAGUAUGUGCGGCUUGCCGCCAAAGGAAAAGAACAACAAAGGAAAUGCUGACCACACACCGACAAUACUCUUGUGUACCGGCGGUGACAGCAUAAGCAGAACCCUCUGCAAAACACCAGUGACAGAAAUAAUAAGGGAAUACAGCGGCCUACGCCAACGGACGUGGCCGUGCCGCUACUCACGGAACCGGUACGAAUACUGGCAAACGGACAGGAACUCCCAAUGCUGCUGACACAGACUCUCAGAACUGGAGGACAGGCAGAAUCCCAAACGACAGACCGGUGGACACCAAGAAGCCAGAAACUUGCACAGGCAAAGGUACUGGACCUCAGGACAGGAACGCCUCACGGCAGGACACGGGAUCAGACAUAGGAAUCGACACAGGGACUGACACAGGAAGCUCAGGAACUAGCAGGAACCAAGUUCAGAACUCAAGCGGACUGAAAACCCAGGAAUAUCACCAGCAUCUGUGAAUUGCAAACAGCCAGCAUAUAACAGAGAGGCCUAAUUAAUAAUCCCAUGCAGCUGCCUUGUUGCAAGAUUCCAAACUGACCAGAUGCAAUUAGCAGCCAGGUGAGGCUGAACACAAGGGAACAAGCUGCAAUUACACAGACUCACCAGCGGCAGCAGACAAGAGUAUUCUAAAACAGAGCAACAGGAAAUCCUGGCAUGCAAGACAACUUUAUAAACAUAAAAUAGGAAUGAACCACUACCUGUGGUUCAUAACAGUAUCCCCUCCUUAAGGAUGAGCUCCGAGCACCCCAUGACACCCACGGGGAACAUAAACAGAAGUAUAACAUGAAAUACAGAACAAAACUGCAAAACAGGAAUGAGCCACAGCCGUGGCUCAUAACACUACCCCAACCCAAAUAACCUAACCAAAACCAUUAACCCAAAAUAAAUCCUUAACACUAUCACCCUAACUCUAAAGGGGCAGACUAGAUGGGCCAAUUGGUUUUUACCUAAAGUCCAAUUCUAUGUAUGUUUCUGUACAGAUUGUCGGCUAAAGUGCACAAAUAUUGGACUUAAUAAUCUUCUGUAAGUGCUCAAACAAGAUCCUUGGGAUAAAUUGUGAUAUGUAUUAAAAAAAGUACUCGACAUGAAAAAAAAGUUUGGGCUAGAUCUGGACACAAAUCUAAAAAAAUAAUGUCCAUUCGUUAUUGAAGUACUGUCAGAAUGUGAAUUUACGCACCAUCUUAUCAAAUAUCAGUGGUUCUGUUCUUUAUUUAUUUGAAUCUGUGGACCAUAUAAACAAAUUGAUGAGCAAGUAUAUAAUUUUAAUAGGGGUAGGUACACAUAUUGAUUGUGUUAACUUAAGAUAAUAAUAAUUAGAAUUAUAAUGAUAUUUAUAUAGCAAUUUUCUCUUAGUAGGACUCAAAGCUAUAGUUUGCCAUCCCAUAGAUUAAAAAUACCUGACUCUAAUGUCUUCUUCAAAAUAUCUGCUAAGCCUAAAUGUUCACAUACUUUGCCACUCACAGAUAUGUAAUAUUGAUCAGUUUCCUCAAUUAAAAAAUUAGCAUGUCUAA
Messenger RNA from Pseudophryne corroboree (corroboree frog), 8709 nucleotides. RefSeq lists its product as uncharacterized. Bases 341 to 1012 code for a protein of 223 amino acids. The record is from RefSeq and is a predicted model, not a curated record. NCBI's taxonomy places the organism in Eukaryota, Metazoa, Chordata, Amphibia, Anura, Myobatrachidae. The transcript has 8 exons.